CCCUUUCGAUCCUCCCUCCCUGGUUGCUUGUGGUGAUCCAGUGGAUCUUCCAGUGUGCAGCGAGCCUCCGAGCAGGUCGGACCGGUGGGAGUGUGUUGUGACCGGAUCACACAUUGGACCUACGCUCGCCUGAUAUAUGUUUUUUUAAUUAUUAUUUCUUAUCAAAUAUCACUUUUGACAGUUUUUUCGUACCGGAUCCUUUGUUUCCCAACUCUUAUAGAAUUAGACUCCUGGAUCUACUGCCUUUUUUGUGUAAUUCCCAACACAAUCAGCUGCGAAUUGAGGAUUUGUGGAUUUAAAAGCAGCCUUGUGUGAGUUAUUGAAAGGAUUGUGGACAAGUAGACCGAAGGGGUUUGAACAUGUGGACUCCACAUUGCAGCCUUUAAAAAAGGACAAUAUUUAUAUUUGUUUUAUGGCGCCUUGCAUGAGGCAAUAAGGUAAUGGGAGAGGGUGCACAAGCAACAAGGGAGCGUUGUUUGGGUUGCAUGAAGGAGUCUCGGCUGGCUUGCGGUUCUUUUGACAAGAUUCACUGGAGUUCUAUUUAAAGUCCUGGACCAGCACCUUCUUCUCUGCAAAAAAGGACCACUAAUGGCUCAUUAGAGUGGAAGCCAUGGGAUGCGGACCGAAAUAAUCCAGCUUGGACACUGAACUCCGUACUGUGUUUGCACCUGAAUGCAUCUUGCACCUGACCUCUGACCUCCUGGUUUUUUGGACCUUUCCUCGACUGCUUCUGGCGGAGCUCAGCUUGGCUGCUUUGUCUUGUUGCGUUCUGGUUCUGAAAGUUCAGUGAAUGUGGCGCGACAUGGCGUGUCCGUGGAGUGGGAAUGGAUUGUGGGUCCUGCUGGUGUUGUUACUGGAUUUACUGGGAACCACUGCCAGCAGCAUGGAGCCCAUCUACUGGAAUUCACUCAACGAGAGGUUCCGGGACGAUAAGGGCUACGUCCUCUAUCCUCAGAUUGGCGACCGGCUGGACCUGAUUUGCCCUCCCCUAGACACAAUCCGCUCCACGCCGGAGUACGAGUUCUACAAGCUGUACCUGGUGUCGUCGCGGGAGCAGGCAGACCGCUGCGAAGUGAUGGGCGCGCCCAACAUUGUCCUGACGUGCGACGAGCCCACCAGGGAACGCCGCUUCACCAUCAAGUUCCAGGAGUUCUCGCCCAACCUGUGGGGCCACGAGUUCAAGAGCAUGCACGACUACUACAUCAUCGCUACAUCAGAUGGGACGCGCCAAGGUCUGGACAGCAUGAGGGGCGGAGUUUGUGCCACGCAGGGCAUGAAGGUGGUCCUUAAAGUGGGGCAAAGUCCGUACGGGCUGCCCCCCAAGAAGGAGACAGCGGGACGCUCCACCAACAGGAACUCAGGCGGGAACUCGACCCAUUCGAGAGGACCCAACACCUUCGGAGGAGCCGAAGGGGGCGGCGAGAACGGCCCCCUGCAAUCGUCCAACAUUGCCCUCAUUGCCGGAGCGGCAGGAGGCUCCGCCUUUCUCCUGCUGGUCACCGCCGUCAUCUGCGUGGUGUGUUACAGGCGACGGCACGCCAAGCACUCGGACACCCACCACCCUCCGCUGUCGCUGUCGUCGCUCACCAGCCCCAAGCGAGGCGGCGGCGGAGGCGGCAUCUCCAGCUCCAACAAUAACGGCUCGGAACCCAGCGACAUCAUCAUCCCGCUGAGGACGUCGGACUCUGCCUACUGCCCGCAUUACGAGAAGGUAAGCGGCGACUACGGACACCCGGUCUACAUCGUGCAGGAAAUGCCGCCACAGAGCCCAGCCAACAUCUACUACAAAGUAUGAGAACUGGAUUGCCUACAUCUGCCCGUCAUCACUCCAGUCCCCGCCCCCUUCGCCCCAAAUGGAGCCACAGCACGGCCCGCCGUCACAACUCAUUAUCCAGCCGCCAGAAUCGAACCGCGACCAAACCCAAUCUCACUUGAGCGGGCCGCAAAAGUGUGCGUGGGGGUUCUCCAGCCCUCCAGAACAUACCCGGAACCUCUUUGACCCGUGCCGGAUCAAGGAGUCGUUCCCAAAAUGCACUUGUGGCUUUUGAACUUCAGGAGAAUGAAAAGACAAUAGCUUCAAAAUACUCGGAUAAAAGCCCACUUAGUGCUGAGGAACUCACAGUCGCCAUACCUGCCUAGAACCCAGCAGCUCGCCCCUCCGAGUGCCAUCAGCCAAUCAGAGACCAGCCCCGCCUCUUGCCACCAGCGCUCCUUUAGGAAUACUUGGAACAAAAGGGGAGGUGGGGCUCGAGGACUCGGCCAAUCAGUAAUGCUGGGUCGGAGGUCAGUCACGUGACCGGGCCUCGAUGACACUCAGAAUCUUGUAUAUUUUAAUAACGUGUGCGUGUGUGUGUGUGUGUGUGUGCGCGUGUGUGUGUGUAAGUGGGCGUGUGCUUUACAUGGGCGUGACUGUGCUCUUUAGACUUGUCUUAAAAAUACCAAAACACAAAAUAGUGAGCGGCUAUCAAAAGGAAAAAAAAAAAAAACAGAAAAAAAGUAUUUUUUUUUUAUGGCUAUCAACACGUAUAGAUGAUAUAUAUAAAUAUCCAGUAAAUAGAUGUUUUUCUUUUAUUUUCUAUUGUUUUGUUAUACCCGCUCUCCGCUAAAAAGACGACGCCUCUGUUGCUAGACCUUUUUCUAUUUUUCACAACUUACCGUAGUACAAUCUGCCUUUUUAAAAAGUAUUAAUUUAACCCCACUUAUUGACCUCUUCACACACCCCCGCCCCCCUCCCCCAACCUCCCCAGGUGUCUGUAUAUUUUUAUAGCUUCUUGUUCUAUGCUGUAGUGUUCAAGUUUAGACAUCGUUUGUGGAAGUGUUGAGGUAGAGCCAUCUAUCUUUUUUUUUUUUUUUUUAUUCCAAAUGCUUUUUUGGAGGGGGGGGAGUAAAAAAAAAGAACUUAAAGCGGCGACUGAAUGCAGAAAAAAAAGGACUGUGGUGAAAUUGCACAUUAAAAAGGAAAGAGGAGGAGGUUGAAGGAUGCUAAAGAAUGGGAUGUAUAACCAAGGAGUUGAAAACAUGCAUCACACACACACACACACACACACACACACGUAAAAUCUCCCCUUGUUGUGUUAGAUUAUUUGUGCACACACACACUGCUACACAAACUGUCCCAUUGCCUAAUAAUUGUUUUCAUAUUACAUACGUGUGUGUGUGUGUGUGUUUAAAUAACAAACAGGUUAACAACACACAACUCAAAACAGCAGUUUGUGUGUGUGUGUUAGUGCUGCGUUCAAAGGCGCUAUGUGUUCCCAUGUGCUUAGCAGUGAUUAAAGAAAUGUUGUUUUUUGUGUUGCUCAAACAUAUACGCUUCCACGUAAACACACACACACACACACACGUAUGCUGCGUUCGCAUAUGCUUGGCAGUAAUGACGUUUUGUGUUGCUACAACACGUUUGUGGCUAAUGUAAACCUGGAUGGCAGCGACACACACACACACACACACAUAUAUAACACACAUAACACACAUACAAACACGUGCACACUCCAGCAUUUUAUUUGUAAGAUCCUUCCUUAAGUGUGUUUUUGUAUCAGUACCUAACAUCAUCUAUUUGUAUUAAAAUGUGCUUUAAUUGUCACGUUCCGCCAUGUUGAGGAUUUUUGUAGCCUUCUGGAUUGUAUUUGACAGUAAUGAAAUUAUGAAAAGAUGAAAUUGUGGUUUAGUGGUUGUGAAAGAGGAGGUUGGGGGGGGGAGGAUUCUGUUGUUUUUAUGUCGGCCGUCUAUUUAAACAUGCAGAGCGAUGAGGGUGCACACACACACACACACACACACACACUCAUUUGCCCUCUUAACUUCUGCAACAUUUUGGAGUGCUCCUGUGCAACAUGACUGUGCUCAGUCCAAAACAUAGCUGUAACCAGGGUGGAGGGGUUGGGGGGGGGGGGCGACAUCAAAGACUACAUACUGUAUACUGCAUAUAAUAUUGCAUACUACCCCCGCAGCUUUGAAUCUACGGUAGACUGCCAUGUUAUGUCAUUUUUUCUCUCAUGAUUUGUGUUUGACUUCUCAACUAGUAAUGGACCCAUGGAGUCGGGCCGGGUGGGGGGCCCGGUGGCUGUCCCACCAUUGGUUGGUGAACAUGUAUGUCUCAAUGUGUCUCUUUGUGCCAAUAAGCCGGAGAAUGGAGGUCUGCAAAAUGAGGAGGCGCUCCAAUGUGAUGUUUUUAAUUUGGGACACCGCUUUGUUUGUGUGUGUGUGUGUCACUUCACUUUCUAUUCUUCCCUCCUUGUCUCCUUAUCAUGGCCACCGCUGCAGUGACCCCUCCUUCCCGCGCCCCCAACACACCUCUAAAGAGAGGAAAAGAUGAGUACAUUCCUGCUUUGGAGAAAAAAAAAACGAUUGAAUAAAAAAAUGUUUAAGCACCACUCUUUCUGGUUGUGAUGUGUGAUUCAUUAUUGUGUGGGGUCCUUUGUUCAUGUGUGUGUGUGUGCGUGCACGUCAAAGGCCCACUCGUAAGCAUGUCUUUUUUAGUUUCAGAGCUAUAGACUCCUCUCAGCAGGCUGCCUUUCAGCGCUUCUGCUAAUAGCAUCACACACACACAAACACGCACCAGCUCUCCCACCGCUGUUAUCAACAACUUAUCAAACCUGGCACAGUUAGCGUUGCCUGGCAACCCAUUGACAGGCCUGAUUUCAUUCUACAUUCAAGUCUAUACCCCCGUUUCCCCCGUUGCUAUGGUAACACUUAGCGUCCCUUCCAAUGCGGCCAAAGCCGGCCACCAUGGUGGGCUUAGGGUUGUCCGGUCGGCUCAGCUGCCGUGGCGCUUUGAUCGAUGGCAUGAGAGUUGAUUAUGUGCUGUCACACACACACGCAGGCACUGACCCCCCCCCAACUACACAAACGCCCGCAAUUGUGAC
This is a messenger RNA of Doryrhamphus excisus (bluestripe pipefish), 4862 nucleotides long. RefSeq names its product ephrin-B3b (gene efnb3b). Gene Ontology annotation, cellular component: plasma membrane. Gene Ontology annotation, biological process: axon guidance; ephrin receptor signaling pathway. NCBI's taxonomy places the organism in Eukaryota, Metazoa, Chordata, Actinopteri, Syngnathiformes, Syngnathidae. The record is from RefSeq and is a predicted model, not a curated record. Gene Ontology annotation, molecular function: ephrin receptor binding.